AUGUUACAGGAAAUGCAGUUCAGUUGUGUAGUAAUACAGCAUGCACAUUAUUAUGUGGUUUGCUUUGUACUCUUUCACCCUCAAGGCUUGAGUUAUAGAUUGAAACUAAUGACAAAUUUCUUUGAUGGUUCUACCAAUUAUUUUCCCUGAUGAAUCAUUUUUGUUUUGACAGGAAACUGAAUAAUGGCCAUCACCAUUUUUCCUGAGCCAAAGGUAGUGACUUAAAAUUGCUUUUUUUUUGUCCCCCAAAAAGGUCAAAACUCAAGAGAUUCAAUUUAUAAAGAAAUGAAUUAGAGUAUUUUUUGCUUCUCUUAAUUUUAACACACUAAAACCAGAAAAUGUUUGGUAUUUUUGCUUAGACAAGUGAUUUAAACGAUUCAUUAAUUAUGAAAAUAGUUAAGGUAAAUUCAAACUUUGUUAAUUCGACAGGCCAACACCUCUUUCAAGUGUAUGUGUGGAAAGACAAGCAAGUUGGUGUAAUGCUGGCACAAAAUACUAGCUACAGUACAUGUAUGUAAUGUAAGAAAUCAUUUUUUUUACCUUCUGCUAACCCUUUUUUGGAAAUCAGACUUGGUAGUUAGAUACUUUGUUGUAACAGUCCUUUUAAUUCUCAGACUGGGCUGAGUAGCUUGGUUUCAUACCUCCUGAAUGGCCAGACUGCGGUGUUUGUCACUGUCGGCAUGCAUGUGACAGCUGAUGUGCAGGAGAUGUGACAGAUGCUUCUGCAGAAACACUCUGAUCCCCUAAUCCUGACCCAAGCCUGAUGCAGCAUCUAACACACUGGUUCCCGAACCUCAAUAGCAAAGCAGUGUCGACUUGUAAUAGCUUUUAGAGUCCUAAAGAGGAUUUUUAAAAAUGUUUAGCUGAAAUGUUUUUCUUCUUGUUUUCCUGUCUUGUGAACCACCUCCCUGGUUGGGAAACACUAAUUAUCUUCAGGAUCUUCUAAGCUGUCCAACUACACUGUGACUCCAUAUUUUUCUCACAGUUGUUGCUUUAUCUGUAACACCACUGCAGCAUUUAUUUAUUUAUUUAUUUAUUUAUUUAUUUUGAGUCACUGUUUCCUCUAAACACCUCAGCUUUCGCUUAUAGUUUCCUUUAAAUCGGCUGUCCUCUGUCUAACCAGCAGGUGUCACUGUUGCGCCUCAUAACUUGAGCAAAGAGUAAAAAGUUGAUGGUAGAAAGAUACUGGAACAUGCACUGUUUGUAAGGGUAGUUACUAAACGUGCAGAGAGAUUAUUGAUGCAGUUUGACAGCUGUAAUUAUUCGUGAUAGAAUUAGGGAUUCCCGCUUCUCCCUCAGUUUGUCGGAAGUAGGAGCUGCAGCAGGAUAGCGGCAUGAUGCAACCAUGAUACAAAUCUAAAACAAAAUCUCUAGCUGUGGGGAAAAAACGGCUUUGACUAGCUUGGGUUUGUUCAUAAAUAAGUGGUGUUUGAUGGGAUGGAGGCUUAUUUAAAUAUUUGCAAAUUAUUAUUUUUUUGUGUGUGCAUGAAAUGACGCAGGGUAAAAACACAGAACGAUUACUUAAUGGAAAGUUGGGCUCAAGAUGCUUAAUAUUCAAAUUAGUGAACUAUUACGUUCAGCUUAACAAGGCUGCAGUGAGGUACCUGCUGUCCAGGGGGGAUUUCCCGUGACGUUACGUUGAGGGGAUUUCCACAGCCUUAACCAGCCAAUCAGAGCCAGGCUGCUGCGGAAACACAAAACUGAGGCGAAGAGCUCUUCUGACAUUAUUCGACACAUGGCUUCCCGUCGGUUUAACACCUUUUCACAGGUGAGCUGGUUUCUAGUCUGACGAGUCUUUAUUUGAGCUGUUUUAAAGAGAGAGAGACACGUUUUGACCCAGAAGAGAAGACUGAUACCUGAAAAUAUCCGGUUUGGAAAGAGUUCAAGGGCACCGCGGCGGAGUGUUGAGUCUUUUGAGGACUCCUCACAUGCGAUGAAAGACAUGGACAUCUUAAACGAGCGAGGGGUGUUAGACAUCGAUCUCAUUCAAGAAAUCAUCCGAGAGGACGGUGAGCAGUCGGGUGCCUCCCUCCCUGGACCUCCUUCUCCUCCUGCUAACCUCCGCUGCCAGAACCACAGGAGCCUCCGACAGAGCUCCUCGCCGCCAUCUCAGCCCGUGCUGGUGGCGAGAGGCACUGCAAAUCAGAUCAAUGUACCUCUUUGGGCCUCAAAGAGAUGUUUAGAGGGGAAAUGUCUCUCUGCUAACAACCCAUAGACAUCUGAAACAUGACAUGGUACCCCAUCUAGAUGCUGGGGUCACCAUCCAAAAAGCCAACCUGCAACUUCCUUCAGCCCCUGCAGCAGCCGUUCACUUCCAGAGAGAUGGCUCAUCCUUCCCGGGGAGCUGGUUCCUCUCGGCGAGGUCGAAGCUCCUCGUGUUUGCUGGCCUCAAGGAGCUGCGGCGGCAUUUCCUCUCAGAACCGGGGAGGUGACACCGAGAUGCUGGAGCGGAUUCUGGAGAAGCCCAAACUGGUGGUGGUGGAGGAGCCCAAAGAGAGAGGCAUGAGAUUUCGCUAUGAGUGUGAGGGACGCUCGGCUGGCAGCAUCUUGGGAACGUCCAGCACUGAAACCAGCAAGACUCAGCCUGCGAUAGAGAUUCAAGGUCCCAUUGAUAACUUAAAGAGGGUCACAGUCACCGCGUCCUUGGUGACCAAAGACCUCCCACACCGGCCUCACCCCCACUGCCUCGUGGGUAAAGACUGUCCAAAUGGUUCAGGAAUCUGCGUGGUCACGCUCAAUCCUCACAGCAGCCGACGUCACAGCUUUGCUAACCUUGGUAUCCAGUGUGUGAGGAGGAAAGAGCUGGACGUUUCACUUCAGAAGAGGAGAAGCCAAAAUAUCGACCCCUUUCAAACUGGUCACUCAAAGGGCAUUGAAGACAUGGACAUGAACGCUGUGCGUCUGUGUUUUCAGUGUGAGCUCGAAUGGGAGGACGGCAGAAAAGACUGUCUCAGCCCAGUGGUGUCCAACCCCAUCUAUGACAAGAAGGCCACGACUACAUCACAGCUGAAGAUCAGCUGUUUGAACCUGGACAGAGGUUCCUGCACCGGCAAGACUGAGAUCUACAUGUUGUGUGACAAAGUGCAGAAAGAUGACAUAGAGAUCAUCUUCAGGCGAGGGUCGUGGAAGGCGAGGGGGGAGUUUGCCCAGACAGACGUGCACCGGCAGAUCGCCAUUGUUUUUAAGACUCCACCCUACCAGGACCAGAACAUCACAGAGGAGGUUGAAGUCAGCGUCGCUCUGCGUCGCCUCUCAGACCAGAUGGAGAGCGAGCCUGUUACCUUCACGUACCUGCCACACAACCCAGAUCCAUAUGAGGUGAAGCGGAAGAUAAAGAUAAAGUCAGACAUCAGCUUCAGAGAGAAACCUUGUGUGACAGCAGAAAGUGCACCUGCAGCAGAGCAGCCCCUCCACUUCCCGCAGCCUCUAAACAUGAUGUCUCCAGAUGAGAGGCUUUGUCCUGCCCAGCCUGUGGUUUCUGCUUUAGAGGAAAUGUGUUACGAGCCCCAGGACUCCAGCAAUGGCAACGAUGCGACGGCCAUCCUUAAUCAAUUGCUAGAAAUGCCUGCAUUAUGGGAAAUGAUUGAGCCGUCCAUGCUCUCUGGCUUUGAGCAGGGGCCCAACGCCAAUUCUACGUUUGCCAACACGGAUAUGAACUUUAACCAGAACUUUGGCUCGUACGCUCAAGACUUUUCCCAUUACAGCGACUUGCAGUUCAACAUGCUCGUCAAUGAGAGCCAGACUCCGCAGUCAGAGGUUCAGGAAGGCCCCUCUGACAUGGUUCAGGUGAAGACAGAAGAGGAGCUAUGAGGACGGGAUAGUUAUGAUCAUGUAGCACUCUUACACACCCUCUCUGUCCACUUUAAAAGCACUUAGACAUUUUGGGAAAUUCGCUUAUACAGUUAGAUGAGAAGACUGAUACCUCUCAUAUGUCUGCAUGGUAAAUAUGAAGCUGGAGCCAGCAGCUGCUUAGCUUAGCACAAAGACUGGAAGCAGAUAGCCUGGCUCUGUUCAGUGGUGACAAAAUCCUCCUACCAGGUGAUUUCUUGUCCCGGUGCAGUGACAUCCUGGAGUCCUGAUGUCAUUUUGAGACUCCAGGAAGUCAAGAAAUAGCCAGCACAUAACCCCCCAGAAAACCAUAACUUGGCAAUUUUUACAUUUUGGUUUUUGUACAAUGAAACAAACACGAUAUAAUGUGUUAAUUAGUGAGCUUUAGAGGUGCUGGUAGCCAGAUUUUGUUACCUUUGGACAGAGCCAGGCUAGCUGUUUCCGGUAUUUGUGCUAAGCUAACUAGCUGGUAGCUUCAGCUUCAUAUUUGGCAAGAAAGCAAAUAAGUGUAUGUCCCAAAAUGUUGAACGUUUCUCGUAACCCUUCUGUAUUUAGACCCAAACAAGAUUAUGCUGUCCCAAAUAUCCAAGAUGAAGCAAAACGCCUCCUUUGCUCCACCUGCUUACACUGUGUAAGGUGUUUGUAGACUCAUUUGGUUUCACAACUCAGCAGCACUGUUGCCCCCUCACUAACUCCAUAUCUUUGUCUGAAUGCCUUGCUGGUCAAGGCUUUAGCAACCAGGAGCAGGUUAACAUUCCUACAUAUUUUCCCAUACAUGCUGCUAGCAUCAGUCUUCAGGCUUAAGGUCAGAGGAAGGUGAUUCAGCGUGGAGCUUAAAAAGAGAACUGUUGAAUAUAUUUAACUUGAACAGUAGAAACCCGUCCAUAAAUUGCAUAGAAAGUAAAUUGUUGAUGAGGUAAGACUGAAUACCUGUCAUGUAAUGUUUGUGUAAGGUCUGUUUUUGUUUGCUUCAGUGUAAUUUUGUGGUUAACGACCUGAUUUCCUACUAGAAGUUGUCAGCGUUGUGAAAGGAUUUUAGUUUUAAAACACAAAAAGUCUCAAGUAGAAUAGUUUUAGAUCUGUUAUUUACAUUGUUAUUGUCUGUCAUUGCUCUGUUUGAUGCGACCGGCUGGCUUGUUUAAUAUUUAAUCGACUUAAAUGCAAUAGAAACAGUCCUCGUAUUCAUUGCUGUCUGUGUCAGUUCCCUUUGUUCUGUAGUUUCACUCUCGUGUUAAGCAUUCAAAUUUCCACUCGCUGCUUGUCACGAGUCCAACUCCACCCCCUCACUGUAGUGUCAAUAUUUCAGAAAAGACAAAAUAAAAUGUCAGUCUGUGUUA
Messenger RNA from Siniperca chuatsi (mandarin fish), 5165 nucleotides. It is a transcript of the gene relb, whose product is annotated as v-rel avian reticuloendotheliosis viral oncogene homolog B. Gene Ontology annotation, biological process: cellular response to stress; innate immune response; regulation of transcription by RNA polymerase II. Gene Ontology annotation, molecular function: DNA-binding transcription factor activity, RNA polymerase II-specific; RNA polymerase II cis-regulatory region sequence-specific DNA binding. Lineage: Eukaryota; Metazoa; Chordata; Actinopteri; Centrarchiformes; Sinipercidae. Gene Ontology annotation, cellular component: cytoplasm. The record is from RefSeq and is a predicted model, not a curated record. Bases 2248 to 3810 code for a protein of 520 amino acids. The transcript is spliced from 12 exons.